This is a messenger RNA of Aspergillus pseudonomiae, 597 nucleotides long. RefSeq lists its product as uncharacterized. The record is from RefSeq and is a predicted model, not a curated record. Bases 1 to 597 code for a protein of 198 amino acids. NCBI's taxonomy places the organism in Eukaryota, Fungi, Ascomycota, Eurotiomycetes, Eurotiales, Aspergillaceae. The transcript has 3 exons.
AUGCCGUUCACUAUUGAUACGGCACAACUCUGGGCCGCCGUCGUCCUUGUCUUCACCUGGAACGUGCUAAACCUCCAAAACCCGGUUAUAAAGGUGUUGCUUGACUGGCUAAGUGUCCGCCUCCAGCUUUGGCUGGACCGAAGGUGGUGCGCCUUUGCCAGAAGGGGGGGGGUCCAGAGGUCAGGCCAGGCCGGGGGUAGAGGAGUGGUUGUAGUGGAGGGGAAUGAGGAGAGUGUAGGGGAUGAGGAUGAAGUGUGGUGGAGUGCAAAGGAGAGUGUAGGGGAGAGAAGAGAGGAGAGUGUGGAGGAGGGGCCUGACUCGCCUGGCAAUGGACCCCCUGCCAAUUCAAGGAACACCAUUCAUAACUUGGUUGGACAUUGGCUACAUCGGCGUGACAACCGCAGGAGAAGGGAUCUCGAGAGUGGGUUGUUUUAUAGGGGACGGUCGAGAUCCCCUCGGCCUGUGGCACGCCGAUCGCCAACUACGACGAACCAGCCCGACACCCGUGGAGUAGCCGGCGCCGGUGAGCUGAACGCCAUUAUCUCGGGGCUUCUGCCAGCCAGCGUCGGUGUUGAUACCACGGGUGGUCAAACUUGA